Molecule: messenger RNA, 2276 nt
Organism: Sclerotinia trifoliorum
Lineage: Eukaryota; Fungi; Ascomycota; Leotiomycetes; Helotiales; Sclerotiniaceae
Source: the annotation of a GenBank genome assembly
ACCUUGCAUUAGUGACAGGGUGUGUCAAAUCUCUAGCCUAGAUUCGUGCUUCGUAUAGCUUUACGCUCCAGAUGAGAAGAAGGAGGAGGAGAACGAGAAGAAAGAGGAGAAGAGAGCACGGCAUGUGAGAUUCUAUCUGCACGGAUGAGUUCCUAACUUGUAAGUUUGUAACCUGCAAUCAAUAUCACGCUCUAUCGACUAAAUUUAAAGACCCUGCUUGGAGUGGAUGUUCGGGGGGGGGCCCAUUCCCUUCUUUGGCUUAUGAUAAAAGUCCGUCUUUUUCUUGCUUCCUACUUCUCCCCCAGAACGAUUCACGGAGCGGACUAGAAUUUCACAUGCAUUGUGCAUUGUCCAACAAUUCUCCGGUUUAACAUGGAACGGGUGCCCAUCGUUCCCAUAGUUUUUUAUUUCUAGAAAAUCUUGUAACUACUUCACGCUGUCCCUCACACUAAGCGCUACGGAUAUCUGUACAAACAUUCUAUGCUUGAUGGACGCGUGGGAUUUUGCCAAUCACUUUUCGCCUCCUCCCGCCGAUUCGGAUAACGAUGAUAGUUUUACUAUGAGUUCCUCGCGCGCCGUCCAUCACUUUGUAUCCCCCGAGAAAGAGGUUAAUGCUGGCCUUUGGUCUCUUUUCGCCGGUGCGACCAUAUGUCUCGGGCUACGACUGUAUUGCAAAUUGAGACGUCAAGGUCUCUGGUGGGAUGAUUAUAUACUCAUACUAUCCUGGGUGAAUACACAUGACUGAUGUCGAAUCACGAAACCCCAUCCAGCUAACUGUCAUGCAUCAGGCCGUCCUUCUCACAGCAGACAUAUUCAUUUCCUACGAGUUCGCCACCGGAUAUGUCGUCAAAACUUGGAACGAUCGUAUGUUGAUUCUCGUGUCGAUUUCAUCCUGCCUUACUACCGCCGGCCAGACAUGGAGCAAGUCCGCUUUCGCGGUAACGCUUCUCAGGAUGACAAAUGCCUGGCAAAAGGCCAUUUGCAUCGCCACCCUCUUCGUCCUCAACGUCUUCCUAGUCCUCAAGGUUUUUGUGAAUUGGUCCAAAUAUUGUGACAAAUCUGGUUAUCAAAAUUGGUGGAGGAUGCCUGGUUUCUGUGUUGAUUACCAAGCAGUGCAUGAUAUCAAGAACGGGGGAAAUAGUGGGUGCCACAUUCAUAUGAUUAGAAUGUCGAUCGCUAACCUAUCCCAUGUAGUUUUUAACAUCGUCGCUGAUUUUGUGCUCGCUCUGUUUCCAUGGAUGGUUACAUGGAAGCUGAAGAUAUCUCUCAAAGAGAAGAUUGCUCUUUGUAUAACCAUGAGCCUCGGAGUUGUGAUCGCCAUCGUUUCAGCCGUUAGAACUGCUUAUAUGAAUGACCCAAAGGUCGAUGCCUACAAUGACUAUUAUUUUUGUAAGUCUUUUUAGAAACUCUCAUUUUUUCCUUACCAUCCUCUACCCUGUCUCCUCCUCUCAUCUACGCUUCCACUUCUCUUCUCCAUCCUUCUAUUCCUCUCCUCUCCAUAUAUACACUAUCUCUACACCCCUCCUCACACUCAUACCAUUUCAUCACCAUCCUAACAUAAACCUUCCAACAGGGCGCCAAGGAUUAUCAAUGGUCUGGUACUCAGCCGAGGUAGCAGGCACUAUAAUCGUGCAAUCCAUACCACUAAUGCGACCACUGUUAAACGACAUGCACACAUCACUAGCAUCAAGAAAACUCAAUUCCGACGCCGACAGAGGAUACGGCCCAGGAAAGAGUAUGAGAAGCGCAAAGCGAAGAACCCUCACCUUGAUCCUCCAAGGUGCGGACAUGACCGACGACGUAAAUGGCCCCGACGACAAGAAAAGAGAGGAUGUAGAUCGAAUGCACCUGACGCAAGACGAGAACGGAAAGAUAGUCCUGCGGAGAAAGACCGCGGAACCCCCAAUGAUGGAGUAUGAAGAUAGUCGCAUGGCUAACCGAAGGCUGGAGGAAGACGAGAUUGGCUUGACGCAGGAUUCAAAGGGGAGGAUUGUGAUGACUAGUGAUUACCACGCAGGAGGGGACUUGGGACAAACUCCCGCGUAUAGCGCUCAGAGGGGUCUGGAGGACACUCCCAAGUAUAGCGCCCAUGCAUCUUUGGAGGAGAUCCCGGAGUAUGACGACCAUGGACGCUUGGAGCAGAUUCCCGAAUACCGCAGCAUCCAAGAAGACAAGGAACAGAUUCCCAUGACAGAAUUCCACGCCAGAACUAGUAAAUAAAAAGAAACCAUGUAAAUAAUAUUUCUUUUCGAAGAGAAAGAAAAAAAAAACAAGAA